AUGUCUCAAAGUAAAUAUAUUAAUCUUCCAGAUAUUGACACCCAACCAGAUGUUUAUGAAUCUCCUGAUACGCCUGAAGAAAAUGAUACUGUAGACGGUGGGAAUUACCUUGACCUUGAAGAACCAAAUGAAAAUAUUGUCAAAGAAAAAAUUUCUGUAGGUGAAGCUGUUGAUAAUAUAACUCGUCGUAAAAAAAACAUGUACAAAGUUUAUGUUAAACGUCCUGUUUUAGACACAAAUGAAUAUGAAUACAUAUCUAAGGAACCAACAUUGCGAGAAACCCCUGUACAAAAAUUGAGAAGAUUGAUUUUUGAAGCUCAAGAGCUUGAUGAAGAAUUGGAAAAAGAUAAGAAUGAUGAAUCAAAGCCCAAAAAACCUCUUCACAGUGCCAUGGUUGAACAAUUAUCCAGUUUACAAAAGGAUCUUAGUCGAUUAUCUCAGAAUAUAGGCGAACCAGACUCUAUAGAUGAAAAGGAAGGGACAAUAAUAAAACAAGCUGAAUUGAGUAAAAAAUUAAUCAACCAAUUACAAUCUUUCAAACACUCAGGUGUUCCCAAGGAAAAUGGGAUUUCAAAAGAUAAAGAUACACCAACUGCAACUGAAACUAAUGUUCAUACUUUAGCCAAGACAGUUGAACUUGAUGACCGUAUUGCUGCUUUAGAAAAACUUGUUGGUACAGCUCAUGGGCAAAAUUUUGAGGAUCUUUCAAUAUCUAUAACAAACACCAAUUUAAUUGCUGCCAUUGAUAAACUUGAUCAACAUAUGCAAUUAUUGGCACAACCACGACAUUUGGAAUCUAUUUCCAGGAAAGCCAAGACUUUGGUUGGUGAACUGGAGAAAGUUAAUGAAUUGAAAAAUAAAGAACUUUCAAAUGGUGGUGUCAUUCCAUUUGAAACUGAAGAGAAGAUAAACUAUCUUUUUACACUCUUGGACAAAGUAGAUCCUCUUAUGUCAAUUGCACCAGCAUUGGUUAAUCGUUUGAAAUCUUUACAGCAAUUACAUCAAGAAGCUUCAGUGUUCAGUGAAACAAUUAAAAUGUUAACCAGUGAACAAAAUAAGAUCAGUGAAGAAUUGAAAAGUUUAGAUGGUGUUGCAGAAAAGCUUGAGAAGUCAUUUGAAAUAAACGAUACAGCAAUUCAACAAAACAUUGAUGUUGUUGAUUCACGUGUCACAGACUUGGCUGGACGAUUAGAUAAAUUGUUGGCCAAUUUCAAAUAA
Entrophospora sp. SA101 is the source of this 1218-nucleotide messenger RNA. The record is from the annotation of a GenBank genome assembly. Lineage: Eukaryota; Fungi; Glomeromycota; Glomeromycetes; Entrophosporales; Entrophosporaceae.